UGAUAUUGAAGAGAAGUCGUGUAAAACGGUCAGGUUUUGAUAAUUGAUUACUACGUCUGAAAAAACUUAAAAGUGAGGGUAAGACGGCAAUAACUAAGUUUACCAAUCAUAAGUUAAGGACAAUAGGAUCAUAAUAGAGAUGGAUACAUCAAGUGUAUUGGAGAAGUAUACGCAGGACUUGUCUAACUUACCUUUAGAGGUAAGGCAUUUAUUGGAAGAAAUCCGAAGUAAAGACAUUCAAGUAAUGGAAGCAAGAAAGAGAUAUCAAGCAAAGGACAAUCAAUUACAUAAAUUUAUAAGAGCAAAUGGAACAUUAACUAAGCAUCCAAAAGAAUCUCAACUUUAUAGUAAAGUAGAAGAAGAUAUGAAAUUAGUUCAAAAAUUACAGAAAGAAAAAAUUCUAUUAUCUAAUACAGCAUUGUUUUUAGUAUCGAAACAUUUAUUUCAUUUUGAAACUGAUAUUGCAAAGUUAGAAAGAGAUGAAUUAUUACCAGUGGUAGAAAAUCUGUUUGAGGAUGAAACUACAAUGAAAAGUGCUGCUAGUGAUGUAAGUAAUAUAUAUAAUGGAAUUAGUGAGAGUUUAUCAGUAACUCCAACUCCAAGAAAUGGGACGGCAACAGGUACACCAACUGCAGAAGCUCUUAAGAAACAACAAAAGAGGAAACAAACUAUAACUAUUAAAGGUACGAUAUCAACGCGACCCAUGAAAAGAAUGAAAUCUGAAGAAUUAGAUGAUGGUUUAAGAGGUACACUCAAAUUAUCAUCGGGUGGAUCAGAUGGUGAAGGAUCUGAAACAUUAUUAAAUGGAUCAAAUAGUCUUAAUGUUACAGUUGGAAGUAGUGAUAAUGGCGGUCCUAAUGGAGAAGAUGCAGAUAAUAACUUAUACUGUUUCUGUCAACGAGUUUCAUUUGGUGAAAUGAUUGGUUGUGAUAAUGACGAUUGUAAAUAUGAAUGGUUUCAUUGGAGUUGUGUUGGUAUAACUUCACCUCCUAAGGAUGAUGAGAUUUGGUAUUGUCCAGAUUGUGCGCCUAAGAUGGAGAAGAGAAAGAAGAAGAGAAAGUUUUGACUUUACUUUACAAUUUAUAAUUUAUAAUUUACAGUUUAUAAUUGAGAACAAUACUAAUAAUACUGUAGUUUUAUCUAAUGAAUAUACGAACUAAAUGAAUUAAAUCAUCAGACCUACCUGUGCUUAACUAGCUAAUUUAAAUCUAGGCUUAACCCAUUUGUUUACAAACAGAGACGA
Messenger RNA from Scheffersomyces amazonensis, 1243 nucleotides. It is a transcript of the gene NBN1, whose product is annotated as histone acetyltransferase. The transcript has a single exon. Bases 140 to 1066 code for a protein of 308 amino acids. Gene Ontology annotation, cellular component: NuA4 histone acetyltransferase complex; nucleus. NCBI's taxonomy places the organism in Eukaryota, Fungi, Ascomycota, Pichiomycetes, Serinales, Debaryomycetaceae. Gene Ontology annotation, biological process: regulation of DNA-templated transcription. The record is from RefSeq and is a predicted model, not a curated record.